AUGUCGCCUGCUGCACUCCCCUCGCUCCCCCGCACCGCAGACCCGUCCGCGCUCUCCACUGACCUCCAAGCAAUGCUCUGUUGGGCGGCAACGCGCGGCAUCACCGACAGCUACACUGGCGGGAGAGAGGGGGAGAAUUCUUCCGCCUAUGCCGGCGAGUGCGGAGAGGGUAACGAAGCGCGCGUAUGUUUGGGGGCCACCCUGCGCGUGGCGCACUUCAGCGACGGCGGAGGGCGCGGGCUGGCAGCAGUGCGCGCGAUAGAGCCGGGGGAGGUGGUGCUGCACGUGCCACGGCACGCCAUGCUCUCAUGCGCCGACGUCAGGGCAUGCCCUGCCAUGGCGCCGUUGCUGCCUGCAUUCGCACACCUGUCGUCCCACCAGCUGCUCGUGUGCUACGUGCUGCUGCAGGCGUCACAGGGAGCGCGCUCGCCCUGGCAUGCAUACCUGCGCUGCCUGCCGCGCUGCUACUCACUGCUCUCGCGCUUCACCCCACACCACAUGGCCAUGCUGCAGGUGGCAGAGGCGGUGGCGGAGGCGCAGGCAGCAGUGGCGGCGGUGAGGGGUGAGUGGCGGGAGGCGAGGGCGCUGCUGCGAGCCAUGGCCGUGCCGGGCAAGUGGCUGUCGUGGCCCGCAUGGUCGUGGGGGCACUGCACGGUGUCAUCGCGCACGCUGUACGUGCCGUGGGACGAGGCGGGCGCGCUGUGCCCGGUGGCGGACCUCCUCAACUACGAACCGCUCUCCCCCACUGCUCCUGCUGCUGCUGCUGCUUCUCCCCCCGCACCACCCGCGCUGCCCCCUUCCCCGUCACCAUUGCCCGCUCAACCUUGUUGCUCUCACAUGCCUGGGGACGUGGAUGGCAGCACAGCACACACAGAUGCCAGCACAGCACACACAGAUGCCAGCACAGCACACACAGAUGACAGCACAGUAGGUGAAGCAGUAUCAGCUGGAGCAUGUGACCCAGAGUGCAUGCGGGAUGCAGCAGCACUCAGUGACUGCACCUCCGACAUGCACCGUGUGGCGUUGAGUGGCAACCACGCCACCACUGCACCGCCCACCUGUGCUCGCAUCACUGCCACCCAUCAUGCCGCCAUGCACGCCACUCCCCAUGCUGCAGCACUUGCCUCGGAUGCAGGCACAGACUCCUGUGAUCUUGUGACCCAAGCAUACAAUGGCGUGACACACGCCUGUGAUCGUGCGGCAGACGCCUGUGAUCGCGUGACAGAUGGUGGGUACAGCGAGGAGGCCCAGGCGUACCACAUAUUCGCACGCAGGCGAUUCGAGGCGGGCGAGCAGGUGGUGAUCUGCUACGGCUGCUACAGCAACCUGCACCUGCUGCUGCACUAUGGCUUCCUGCUGCCCUCCAAUCCGCACGACUGCAUCCCCAUGCACCCCCCCUGCGACCCCCACCAACUCGGCAUCCCCCUCCCUCCUCCUCCUCCCCCCUGCUCCUCCGCCGCUCACACCACUCCGCCCCCCUUGUGCCUGCAAGCGGACGGCACGCCGUCCUUCCUGCUGCUGGCGCUGCUGCGCGUGUGGACCACGCCCUACCGCCUGCGCAGGCGGGUGCGCCACGUGGCGCUGUCUGGUUCGGCGGUGUCAGAGGAGGGUGAGGUGGCGGUGCAGCGGUGGGUGGGUGGCGAGUGUGAGCGGCUGCUGGCGGCGCUGCCCAGCACGGUGCAGCAGGACGAGGCGCUGCUCUCAUGCCUCAGGGAAGGAGGGGGGAGCAAGGGGGAGGGCGCGCAAAGGACGAUGGAGGGUGCAGGAGUGGGAGGGAAGGGGUGUGCACGUGGUGCUGGUUCUGGCACUGAGGGAGUGGGGAUAGAGGAUAAAGAAGGCGGCUGUGAUGCGCAUGGGGAGGGGGUGAGGACAGCAGCGGAGGAGGAGGAGCAGCAGAAGGCGGUGCUGGCGGUGAUGUGGCGCGUGGGGUACAAGAGGUUGCUGCAGCGAGGCAUGGCAGUGGCACAGCGCGCCCUCCAUGCUGCCUUGCAGUGCUAG
Molecule: messenger RNA, 1998 nt
Organism: Closterium sp. NIES-65
Lineage: Eukaryota; Viridiplantae; Streptophyta; Zygnematophyceae; Desmidiales; Closteriaceae
Source: the annotation of a GenBank genome assembly